Saxophila tyrrhenica is the source of this 603-nucleotide messenger RNA. RefSeq lists its product as uncharacterized. The coding region runs from base 1 to 603 and encodes 200 amino acids. Lineage: Eukaryota; Fungi; Ascomycota; Dothideomycetes; Mycosphaerellales; Extremaceae. The transcript is spliced from 2 exons. The record is from RefSeq and is a predicted model, not a curated record.
AUGGUCCAACUCAGCGAAGUCGAGACUGCUUUCUACGGCGACAGAUCAGAUCCGAGGAAGGUGUACGGCCGUAGGAAGAACCGCGCUUUUAGAGGUGUCGUCGAGAAGGAGUUCAAGUCAGUAGACAUGCUGGAUGAAGGCGCUACUGCGGAGCGGCCAUCGAAAGGGCUUGCGGUGGACUCUCUACUGGACGACGGAAGCGAGGGGUCCGAUGGCAGCAUACCUGGCCAAGAGCGCUUCGAAACGAGUGGUGUAAGCCUACGCAUCCGGCCGCCUCAGGUGAAGAGUGAUGUCAAUUUCAGCGUGGGAGGGGAGAGAGGAUGGGCGGAGAAGAUCGAGGAGACUCCAGAGAUGCAGCAGAAGAGGGUCGAAGGGACGAGGCGUGCAGAGGAAAAAGAGGCUGUCAAGCAGAUGGCGAGGAGGGCGGUGGUGUUUGGGCUGCCUGCGUCUCACUCCGGUGGUUCUGCUCGCGAAGAAGGUAGGAGCGCAAAGAGGAAGAGCAAACGUCGUGAGCGACACGAGGUGGGAAGCGAAGGCGAGGAGCCGCGAGUGAGAAAAUGCGAAGCAUUGAUGGGCGCAAACAACACGAAUUGCAGGUCGUAG